Anguilla anguilla (European eel) is the source of this 1589-nucleotide messenger RNA. RefSeq names its product serine racemase (gene srr). Lineage: Eukaryota; Metazoa; Chordata; Actinopteri; Anguilliformes; Anguillidae. The transcript has 7 exons. Gene Ontology annotation, biological process: L-serine catabolic process; L-threonine catabolic process. The coding region runs from base 194 to 1273 and encodes 359 amino acids. Gene Ontology annotation, molecular function: L-serine ammonia-lyase activity; threonine deaminase activity. The record is from RefSeq and is a predicted model, not a curated record.
AAACGUUGUACUAGAAACAACGUGUGCAGUUCUUUUCGUUCCGAUAUAAGUUUCAUUUUCGCCCUGAUAGACAGUGACACGUCUUUACUAUCUGCUUUUUCUAUUACAUUACAUGUUGACGUUAUCUGGCUUUUUAGCAAUUCGUAUUGUUCUAUGCUAACGGAAAACUAUCAGUCUAAGUUCGCCCACAGCAAUGGAAGACACGGCUGUGGACCUAAUUACCCUGCAGAUGCUGCAAGCGGCUCAGGCGACAGUGAGAGCGAGUCCGUUAGGAGUAAUAAACACGCCAAUGAUCCCCGGGAGUCAAACUACAUUGCCACUGAACACCGCAUGCGAUAUCCAUAUCAAAAUGGAAAACCUGCAAAGGACUGGCUCUUUUAAGAUAAGAGGAGUAGCCAAUCAGUUUGCAAGGAGACCUGCAGGGGGCCGCUUUGUCACCAUGUCCGCAGGGAACUAUGGGAAGUCAUUUGCAUAUGCGACGAAACACUAUGGAACUCAGGGCAAAGUCGUGAUGCCAGAAACGGCCCCUCCAUCGAGGUCCGUGCUGAUACAGAGUUUUGGGGUCGAGGUUGAGCGCGUGCCAACGUCCCGCCUGGUGGAGGUGGUGAACCGGUGUGUUCGGCAGGAGAACAUGACGUUCCUGCACCCCCACGAUGACGUCGACCUGAUCGCUGGCCACGCGAGCGUUGGCCUUGAGAUCUUGGAGGCGGUGCCGAACCCGGACGUGGUGGUGGUCUGCUGCGGGGGAGGGGGUCUACUGGCGGGGGUCGCUGCUGCCGUCAAACUCUCCGGCUGCGAGAACGCGCGGGUCUACGGGGUGGAGCCCACGGGGGCUUGCACCAUGUUCAGGAGCUUCGCCGAGGGGCGGCCCGUCGAGAUGGACGCCAAGAGCAUCGCCGCCGGACUGGCCCCGCCCUCCGCAGGUAACCGCCGCGCUGGCCCCGCCCUCCGCAGGUCGCCUGCCGUACGCCCUGUGCCGGCGGUACGUAGAGGAGAUCGUGCUGGUCAGCGACGAGGAGAUCGAAUCCGCCGUGUCCACGCUGUACCGCUCCGGCUUCCUGGUGGAACCCUCCGGAGCCGCGGCCUUCGCCGCCGUCGCCAACGACAGGAUCCCCGACAUCGCCGGGAAGACCGUGGUGCUCAUCCUGAGCGGCGGAAACAUCGGCAAGGACGAGCUGGCCCACUUCCCCGACUGAGUCAGCGUCCCCGCAAACCACCUAACACUGAAGUCCCCGCAAACAACCUAACACUACAGUCCCUGCAAACCCUCUAACACCAAAAUCCCCGCAAACUAUCUAACACUGAAGUCCCCAAAAACCAUCUAACACCGCAGUCCCCACAAACCCUCUAACACUGAAGUCCCCACAAACCAUCCAACACCGCAGUCCCCACAAACCCUCUAACACUGAAGUCCCCACAAACCAUCUAACACUGCAGUCCCCACAAACCCUCUAACACUGAAGUGGCAGAACGAUGACAGUCGAAUUUGGAUAAUUUCUCUGUCGACAGGGAAGCAGGAUUCUUGAUUUGCGGAACAUUAUCAAGCACACACAGAAGCACAUUUUCUUCCAACCACUAUGUUGGGGGGG